This is a messenger RNA of Salvelinus namaycush (lake trout), 1209 nucleotides long. Its product is annotated as zinc finger and SCAN domain-containing protein 31-like. Gene Ontology annotation, biological process: regulation of transcription by RNA polymerase II. Gene Ontology annotation, cellular component: nucleus. The transcript has 2 exons. Gene Ontology annotation, molecular function: RNA polymerase II cis-regulatory region sequence-specific DNA binding; DNA-binding transcription factor activity, RNA polymerase II-specific. Bases 204 to 1082 code for a protein of 292 amino acids. Lineage: Eukaryota; Metazoa; Chordata; Actinopteri; Salmoniformes; Salmonidae. The record is from RefSeq and is a predicted model, not a curated record.
UAUUUAGUCGGCCACCUCCGUAGCCAACAUUGCCGAAAACAUCAGUCACUGUGUUUUAAACAUACUUCUGUCGUGUCUAGUUGUUGGCCCAUUUAAUGUAACGUUAAUAUUUACGUUGUUUGUCAGGUAGCUGGCUUGCUAAGUUAGCUUUGCACUAGGCUAAUCGCUAAUGCUAAGUAGCUAGCUAGGUAACAUCCCCGACCAUGAGUUCACUAAACUACUCCACUCCUGCUGAAGAAGAGGUCCGCUGGACGGAGGAAGAAGAAGAGGCUGUUACAGUUAAACAAGAAGUAGAGGAUGAGGCUGUUACUGUGAAAGAAGAAGAGAAAGAAGUUACCGUGACAGAGAAAGACGCUUUCAGAGUGAAAGAGGAGGAGGAAGGAGUUUUCGGAGUGAAGAUGGAGGGGCAGAUUACUGGCACGUUGAAAGAGGAGGAUGAGGCGGAAGAGGAGACAGGAGAUCUGAGUAACACCACAGGAGAGCGACCAGACUCUCACUCUGACAGCGGGGAGAGUCAUUCAGGGGAACCAGACCCAGAGACGUCCAAACCAGCGAGACGACAUCACUGUUCCGAGUGUGGAAAAAGUUUUAACCUAUCACAACACCUGAAAUCACACAAGAGAACACACACAGGAGAAAAGCCUUACCACUGUUCCCAGUGUGGAAAGUGUUUUACUCGGUUAGAUUACCUGAAAAGUCAUAAGCAAAUACACUCUGGAGAGAAGCCUUACUCCUGUUCCUAUUGUGGAAAAAGUAUUAGGUGGUUAGGGACUCUGAGAUCGCAUGAGCGAAUACACACACAAAAAAAGCUAUACCAAUGUUCCUUGUGUGGAAAGCGGUUUACCCAGUUAGAAGCCCUGAUUAUACAUGACAGGACACACACAGGAGGGGAUAAGACGUACCACUGCUCCCAGUGUGGAAAGAGAUUUAACUGGUUAAGGCAGCUGAAUAAGCAUGAAAGAAUACAUACACAGGAGGAGAAGACAUACCACUGCUCUCAUUGUGGAAAGACAUUUUCCCAGUUAGAGGACCUGAAAUCACAUGAGAAAAUAGAGAGGCUGUGUUCUGACUUGAGUUUUUGACUGAUCAUUUGUGUUUUUUGUUUCAUCCUCAUGAAAUCAAAUUGUAUGAAACCAGAAUACGGUUUUACUUUUGUUGUUUUUUCAUUUCGAGACAUGAGCAUGUCUAAUAUCAGAUUAAAUAUUUAAA